This is a messenger RNA of Racocetra fulgida, 191 nucleotides long. The record is from the annotation of a GenBank genome assembly. Lineage: Eukaryota; Fungi; Glomeromycota; Glomeromycetes; Diversisporales; Gigasporaceae.
GAUCUCAUCCUAUUUCUGUUACUGUUGAUGAAGAACAAAUACAAUCAGAAGAAAGUUCAAUGAAAAAGAAAGAAUUGAUUGUUGUUAUCGAGUCACUUAUUGGAUCUUUAAAUGAGACUAAUCGGCCACAAUUCAGAAGGUUAAAAAUAAAAAAAAAAGAAGAUUUAUUAAUUAUUUUACAACAAGUUUGA